Messenger RNA from Stegostoma tigrinum, 2892 nucleotides. It is a transcript of the gene nprl3, whose product is annotated as NPR3-like, GATOR1 complex subunit. Gene Ontology annotation, biological process: negative regulation of TORC1 signaling; positive regulation of autophagy; cellular response to amino acid starvation. The transcript has 14 exons. Bases 215 to 1972 code for a protein of 585 amino acids. NCBI's taxonomy places the organism in Eukaryota, Metazoa, Chordata, Chondrichthyes, Orectolobiformes, Stegostomatidae. Gene Ontology annotation, cellular component: GATOR1 complex. The record is from RefSeq and is a predicted model, not a curated record.
CUGACUUGAUCAAAUAUGGCCGCUGAGUGCCGAUCGAUUAAUAUAAUUUCUUCCUCUUUGUAAAGUGAAGUGCAAGCGAGAGACAGAAACGCGAUUGCGUUGGCGGAAAAUAACGGCGGCUUUCUAAUUAUUUUAACUGGGGAGAGGGAGGGAGGGAGUUGAAAAUCUAGCCGUUGGAUUUCUGGCCUUCAAAGCGAUUGCGCCUGAGUGUAACAUGGGAGAGGACACCAACCCUAUCAGUGUGAUCCUUGUGAGCUCUGGGAGCAGGGGGAACAAGCUGCUCUUCAGGUACCCCUUCCAGCGCCACCAGGAACAGCAAGGAGCUCAGACCAGCAAGCCGAGCAGUCCUUAUGCAUUACACAGCACGGUUGAGAAUACAGAAGACCAGGAUGGAGACUCGAGAGAACCGUCUCCUCUCACUGACGAAGAGUUGGUAGCCGGGUUCUCCGAUGUUAUCCUGGCCACCAUCCUGGCGACCAAGUCGGAAAUGUGCGGCAAGAAAUUUGAGUUGAAGAUCGAUAAUGUCCGUUUUGUUGGCCACCCGACUUUGCUGCAGCAUCCACUUGGGCUCCAGGUUUCCAAGCUGGACCCAUCUCCGAAACGGGAAAUGCCGACCAUGAUUCUGUUCAACGUGGUGUUUGCUUUACGGGCAAAUGCUGACCCCUCAGUUAUCAGCUGCAUACACAACCUCUCGCGUCGGAUUGCCAUUGUCCUGCAGCACGAAGAACAACGUUGUCAGUACCUGACCCAGGAGGCCAAGCUGAUGCUAGCUAUUCAGGACGAAGUGUCCACCAUGUCAGAGAGCGAUGGCCCCCAGUCUCCAUUCCAUCACAUCCUUCCCAAGUGCAAGUUGGCCUCUGAUUUGAAGAAAGCCUUUGACAGUCUGUGCACCACAGGCGUGGUCCACCUGCACAUCAACAACUGGCUGGAGCUCAGCUUCUGCCUUCCUCACAGGAUCCACCGGCUGGGCCCUGACUACAUCCCUCCUGAUGCCAUCGAGCGGAGCCUCAAAGCUAUCCGGCCGUACCACGCCCUGCUGCUGUUGGAUGACGAGAAGUCGCUGCUGAGCCAGCUGCCGGUGGACUGUUCCCCAGCGUUGGUGAGGGUCAUCAAGACUACAUCUGCAAUGAAGAACCUGCAGCAGCUUGCACAGGAUGCUGACCUAGCUCUGCUGCAGGUCUUCCAGCUGGCUGCUCACCUGGUGUACUGGGGCAAAGCGAUAAUCAUCUACCCACUAUGUGAGAAUAACUUCUACAUGCUGUCCCCUGAUGCCAACAUUUGUAUAUACUCACCGUUGGUCGAACAUUUUACUCAGCAGUUCCCUGGGAAUGACCUGCUCAGUGUUCUCUCCAAGUUCUCUCUGCCGACCUCUCUCUCGCAGUUCAAGAACCCACUGGCCCCACCCAUGCAGGAGGCACAGCUGGUUCAGAUGGUGAUCUGGAUGUUACAGCACCGGCUCCUGAUUCAGCUGCACACCUACGUCUGCCUGAUGGUGCCGCCCAAUGAAAUGGACAUCGAGGUCAAUGAGGAAGACAAGUUGCUGCCCGCUCGCGUUAGUGGACGAAGCCUCAGUGCCCCAAAUGCUCUCAGUUUUGGCUCACCAACCAGCAGUGAUGACAUGACCCUGACCAGCCCGAGUAUGGAUAACUCCAGUGCUGAGCUCGUUCCUGGAGGCGACUCGCCACUGAACAAGCGCAUGACUGAAAACCUGCUGGCCAGCUUGACCGAGCACGAGAGGAAAGUGAUCCAGAACAUUCCAGCUGCCCAGAAUCAGGAGGACCUGCGCAUGCUGGCAAGUACUAAUGGGCAUAACAGAACCCCCUCCCUCUUGCAUACUUGGAUAUCAAGACACAGGCAAAAAAAGGACAGAGGUCGCACUCGAAAUUCUGAGAUCAGAACCAGAAGUUCCCCUUUCUUAGGUCUCUCUCUCUCUCUCGCACCCUCCUUUUUAAACAUUCAAAUGUUGAAGUGAAUCAAACCAGCUUUUUAUUUAUUCCAGAAUUUUCCAAAAAAUCUAAACGAAUAAAUAUGAAAAAAGCAUGAACUUGGCUGUGACUUUUUUGUUUUUGCACAUAUUUUACAACUUUAUGCUUUCUUCCUCACCCCAUCUCCCCUCCCACUCGCGUCACAAUGCACGCCUCAUGUGUCACUGUGCGAUUAAAUGGGGGAUCUGGUUAAAAGCGAACGCCUUGCCAUGAUUCACAAAUAUAACCCUUGACCUCUUGCCGGCAGGUCUUCACUCCACUGCUGAAUAGGGCCACCUGUGGAUCAAAACUUGUAAUAUUUAUUUACAUCUUCAAUAUUUGCAUGGAUACAGAGAUAAACAAAAGAACGAGACAAACAGCAUAGUGAAAAGUGAUGUUGAAACAAGUGGUCUCUGUUACCGAGUUAGCAACACCGGAGCCAAUUAUUUUCAUGUUGGAAUUCUGUUUUUUUUUAAAAAAUCCUCUUCUCCCCCCCACCACCCACUGAUCCUUCCCAUGUGCAAGUCAAGACAAUCCAAGAACGUGCGCGUGCAGGCAUCUGUGUACGCAUGUACACAUGCAUACGCACACACACUUGUAAAAAUGACGCAAUUUAACAGAGUGAUGGAGGAGGAUUUGGGGGAAAACAAAAAAAAAUUUCAAAGUCCAUAUUGUUUGUCCCUGUGUGAAGCGCUCACUCUAGAAAUCCACUCAGCACAGGCAGUGCCUUCUCGUAACCUUUUUUUUAAAGCAAGUCUACUAAGGUCAGUCCGAGGAGACCCAAGUUAAGCACAUUUUAUAGUCUUGUUAAAAAUAUCCUCCCACUGCGCACUGCCUUUUAUUUCUCAAUCUUCUGCCGAUCGUUUGCUCGUUCAUUCAUUCCUUCCUUCGAUCUGAAGCUUUCAGGCAAGGCCAAAUCCUUCCGAAC